Molecule: messenger RNA, 1689 nt
Organism: Paecilomyces variotii
Lineage: Eukaryota; Fungi; Ascomycota; Eurotiomycetes; Eurotiales; Thermoascaceae
Exons: 3
Coding region: 309-1421 (370 amino acids)
Source: RefSeq, a predicted model, not a curated record
CCUGGAGUACUUACGUCAGUGCACUGUAACACGGCAAGACUCUUAAGGCGCUAACAUGACUAUCAGCCGCCGGGUAACUCCUACAUUUUAUUUUCCUUUAUACAAUAAAUGGAAUACCAACCGUCUGGAUUGAUGGCAACAACUCAACUCUACUCGGGAGGUGGCUGUUUACAGUGCGGCUCUGUCGCUGCCGACUAAGCCUCUUGAAUAUUGGUUGCUUAGCAAGUCAGCAAAAUCUUCUCAGUCCGUGAUAUUGCUCCGACACCUUCGUUCCAGUACUGCCAGAAACUAAAACUGUUGAAUUCACUAUGUCUGUCCGCUUUAAGAGGUUUUUUACCAAUCUGCGCAAGAAUAAAAUCAAAACCCAUCAAGAUGAUCGCGAAAAGACCUGCGAUACUCUGUUUCAAAUGCUCCAAUCCGUCUACGAUCUUGAGGAACACCCCAUAUAUAUCACCAACAAACAAGCCGAAUCCCUUGGGAUUAGAAUCGAGGAUAUGACGCUAGUUGAUGAUAAUGGUGAAUAUACUCUACAUCCUAGCGAUGAGUUUUUUAGACCUCUUUCAGUCGAGGCCUUGAACGCAUAUCCACUCGAUGAGAACGACGAAGGAGCAAAACGGCUCUCUGAAUCUGUCCGUUGUUGGUCAAAGAUAGCGAAGCACUUGGAAGAGAAUAGCGAUAUAGCUGGCCAGUCAUUAGGGGGCUGGCUCGUCCAACUAGCUCAUGCCCGUCGUCGAGUUGGCACCGGAGAAAAUGCGACAACAACACUCUACAACUUGAAAACAUGGAGGUUAAGGGGGCUGUGUCCUGAUAUAAUAAAUGAAUAUUAUAUGGGAAUGCUCCCCUUAGGCAAUGCCAUUACCAAAAUCUACUUCAUAAACAACAGUUAUGCUUCUGCAUACAGACGUGAAAAUGAACCGCAUGUUCUGCAUGUCCUCCACCAUUUCUAUGAAGGCAAUGAUGAUAUUUCUCGUGGAGAAUUAUUGACAAUCCUUGCAACAAUGGUAACACAGAUGGAGCAUGAUUACCUGGAAAGCCACUAUAUUACUCCUGUCCUAGUAAUCUCGUUUAUGAAUUCUUUUCAGGGAAGAAUCCUGCAGGCUCAUGUCACGAACAAUGCACUUCUUCUCCAGAAAUCCAAACUGUUUACUUUCAGGACAAAAGCGGAAUUUCACAAGUCAAUGUCCCUAUUUCUACGAUGGAUUGCAAGUGACAGGGUCGGUAAUACGCACCAGCAAGUACGACUUGAUCGUCCCCAGGAAAAACCGGCAGAUGUAAAGCCUGCUCUCAAGGCCUUAGAAAAUAUGUUCGACCCACCGCCCACGGAUAAGGAACCAGAAAACGUGUCAACGAAUAUUGAAGAGGGUCAGAUUGGUAAAGGUAAUACUGUUCAGUCAGUUGAGGCCCAGGGGAAAAAGCUCUAGAUGUUAAGCAAGACCACAAGGGUAUAGAAAAGUCCUCCGACGCACUACCUAUGGAUAAAGAACUAGAAAAUGUAUUAACGAAGAUCGGAGAGAAUCAGACUGACAAAGACAAUACAACUCACUCGAUUGAGGCUUAGGGUAAAUAACUCCAAUGGCACAAGUUAGACAAGUACUCAACUUUCUGGGUUUAAAUGAACCCCACGUGUGUAACGUCUUAGCUUAUCACUUCCCUAGUUUACGCAUAUAAGAAUACUGGAUGUCCAAAUGC